AUGCUUACGAUGGCUCCUCCAUCAUCAUCAUCAUCGCCGAGAGUUCUCUCUCUAAUCGCCACCAUCAUCAUAUUCUUCUUCAUCUCCAUCACUCUUUCAUGCCAUCAUUGUGUUGCUGAUCAUCAACGUGAUCAUCAUUACACCAUUGAACAAGAAAUCGAAGAGCAACAAGGCGAAGGAAGGUCCACGGGUGCUUACAAUGGUGAUAAUCAUUAUUAUCAUCAUCAUGGUUUUGAAGCAUAUCCUUCCUCAUCCUUUGGCAUGGUGGCCCAUGAUGGUGAUGAUGAUGAUGCCCAUUCCAUGGAAUUGGUGAAGCUUGCAAGUGAUGUUCUUAGCUUCAAGACAACCGAAAAAGUGGGUGCUACAUCUUCUUCUUCUUCUUCAUCAUCAUCGUCAUCGUCGGCACAGAGAGUUCAAGUUGAAGAUUAUAGAAAGUACGCUGGUGGCAACGAUGACACUAAGAUGUUUGAGAAAGCGUGGGAGGCAGCUUGCAGCAAAAAGGGCUCCGCGGUUCAGCUGGUCGUGCCGGCAAAAAACAGUUACACUGUCGGCCCAAUCACGUUCUCCGGCCCAUGCAAAUCCAGCAGUCUGACGGUCGAGAUCGCCGGCACCAUCCAGGCCUCCGGCGACCGGUCGGAUUACAAGGAAGACACCAGCCACUGGCUUCUGUUCGAAGGCAUCCAGAAUUUGGUCGUCCAAGGUGGUGGCACCAUCGAUGGAAACGGCAACGUUUGGUGGCAAAACUCUUGCAAAGUCAACAAAGCUCUCCCAUGCAAGAAAGCCCCAACGGCGGUGACGUUCUCGAAAUGCAACAACCUGGCAGUGAGGAACCUGAGGAUCCAAAACGCGCAGCAAAUGCACCUCACCUUCCAAGCCUGCACCAACGUCCAGGCCGCGAACCUCGCCGUGAAGUCGCCGGAGAAGAGCCCCAACACCGACGGGAUCCACGUCACGGGGACCAAGAACAUCCGGAUCUCCGACGCCGUCAUCGGGACGGGCGACGACUGCAUCUCCAUCGUGUCGGGCUCACAGAACGUGGAAGCCGCGGGCAUCACUUGUGGGCCGGGCCACGGGAUCAGCAUCGGCAGCCUGGGGGCCCACAACUCCCAGGCCCACGUUUCGGGUGUCACCGUGGACGGGGCCAGGUUCUCCGGGUCCACCAACGGCAUCCGGAUCAAGACGUGGCAGGGCGGGUCGGGCUCCGCGUCCAACUUCAGGUUCCAGAACAUCGUGAUGGAUAACGUGGAGAACCCGAUUAUUAUCGACCAGAAUUACUGCGAUCAGGACGAGCCCUGCAAGGAACAGAAAUCGGCAGUGCAGAUAAAGAACGUGGUGUACAAGAACGUGAAAGGGACGAGUGCUUCGGAGGUGGCGAUCAAGCUGGACUGCAGCAAGAGCUUCCCGUGUCAAGGAGUGGUGCUACAAGAUGUUCAUCUAGUGAGGCAAGGGUCGCAGGAGGAUAAAGGAGCCAGGGCUGAGUGCAGCAAUGUGAAGCUGAGUGAAGUUGGGGCAGUUUCUCCAAGCUGCGGCCAUUGAAUUGGUGAAUUCAUGAAUGAACGAAACCCUAAUUUCAUUCCACAUGAAUUGGGUUGAUGAAGAAACUGAAAGAUUGAUAAACAUAUGUAGUGGAUUGUUUGAUGUAAAUAUUGAUGUAGUUACAGUAAAUAAAGUGAACACAAAUGGAGUCACACACACUAGAAAGUAAUAGUAUACAGAUCAUACUUGUAAACUGCUGGUUCGAUUUGAAUUUGGGAUCGAUUUGAUAAUGUACAUAGCCGAUUUGAAUAAAGACCACACAGGUGGAAGUAAUGUUGAUUGCUAAAGUAUUGGGCCUGAGCUGCCUUGUCCAGUUUGUUGAUCAGUUGGAUGGGCUAACUGCAAG
This is a messenger RNA of Linum tenue, 1882 nucleotides long. NCBI's taxonomy places the organism in Eukaryota, Viridiplantae, Streptophyta, Magnoliopsida, Malpighiales, Linaceae. The record is from the annotation of a GenBank genome assembly.